Rotaria socialis is the source of this 1284-nucleotide messenger RNA. Lineage: Eukaryota; Metazoa; Rotifera; Eurotatoria; Philodinida; Philodinidae. The record is from the annotation of a GenBank genome assembly.
AUGGAUACAAAUCAAACUACAACUGUCACUGAAUUCGUUUCAUUGGAUGAUAUUUGUAAAAAUUUCCAUCUCAUUAUCUUUCUUUGUAUUAUAUUCGUCUUAAUUGUUUCGGCUAAUAUAUCCGUUAUUCUUCAAUUAAGUUGUUCAAAGAAACGCCACAGCCGAAUGAGUUUCUUUUUACUAAAUCUAGCUUAUGCGGAUUUGUUCGUCGGUAUUAUUACUGUCACUCGGGAUAUAAUCGAAAAAAGUUGUAUUCCGUUUGGACUUGGCUCUAUUGGUUGUAAAUUGACAAGUUUUAUACAAGGCACCAUUUCAUACAAUUCAAGUUAUGUACUCGUUUGUGUGUCAAUCGAUCGUCUCUAUGCUAUUAUUCGACCCAUGGACAUACGAACAGCAUCGUCAACAUUUCGAUAUUCGUUGAUCGCCGCAUCAUGGGUGAUAGCAAUGACGUUUGCUUCUGCUCAACUUUAUUUACGCGAUAUUGAUUGGAUACGUAGUAUGCCUAUAUGUGGCAACCGACCCGAUGUUUUAAAUUGGAAUGCAUAUGUCUAUUUUCUUUUUGUUUCUCUGUAUUUGGUUCCAUUAAUUGUUAUGACUGUUUCAUAUGUGAUCAUAAUUGUAAUAAUCUGGAAGAAAAGUUCAGUUAAUAGAAAAGAUGAAACAUCAAAUGAAAGAAAUAAUAAAUCGAAAUUUUAUCGAAUACUUUCAUUCAAGCGCGGAACUCUUGGUGAUGCUAAUCAAAUUGAAUCAACUAUUCGUAAUGCACGAUCACUUGGUGUUAUACCACGAGCAAAAAUAAAAACAGUUAAAAUGACAUUAGUUAUUGUUAUUGCUUUCACUGCCUGUUGGUCUCCAUAUUUUCUUUUGAUGAUUAUGAAUUCACUCAAUCUUAUUCAAAAUUAUUUUCUUAUUCGAGUAACAUCAUCAUUAUGCUAUAUGAAUUCAUUGGCGAAUCCACUGAUCUAUUGGCUAUUUGCAACAGACUUUUUUAUUCGAUGCCGACAAAAUAGUGGCUGUCAUCUUGUACCAAGAAAAGCAUCGGAAGGAACAACAAAUGGCGUACGUUAUUCAUUGACAGAAUCUCGAUACAGUAUAGCUAGUUCAAAACAUAUACAAAGUCGUUCAAAUGACGAUUCACGUUCACAACGAACUCCUCGUAUGCAGUCAAACCGUCAAUCCAAUUAUCGAUCACCAACACCAAAUCAAUCGCGAACAAAUAAAUAUAUUGUUCCACAACGAAAUUCUCAAUCGUCCCUUUUUUACAGUUAUCAACAUCGUCAUUAA